GACUUAAAGAAAAAAAUUGACACUCCUGGACCCGUUUAAAUCCGCAUGUGUCCGGUAUGUUGGCCCGUUCCACAGAGGAAAGAGAAAAAAAGUGACACUCCCUAUUCUACCCUUCCUACAAACGCUCAUGGAGCAGUGAAUUUGAAAUGGGGGGAGGGUUUUUUCCUCCCUGCUAUUAUUUGUUUUUAAUUUAAAAAGAUACAACAACUGUACUUAGUGUGAUUGGUUAUGAUCCUUGCUUUUCUUUAAAAUGGUCAUGGUUCGAAUUCCAGUAUGUUUCUUUUUAAUGAAUAAAAAACAAGUAAUUGUGAAGACCAAAAUGUCCUUCCUACUUUCACUCUCGUUGCAGGAAAUUUGAAAUGGGCUCCCGUUUUUCCCUUCGGUGUAUUAUAUUAUGUGUAGACUCAAAAUUAGGGGUAGCAGUCGGUCGGUUUCGGUUAAACCGAACAUUCCCCCAUGUCUGCCGGCCACCGACCGUGAGAGGAGGUGCGGUUAGCCGACCAUCGACCGGCCGGUUUUCGAUUUUGGUUCAGUUAUACCGCAACAACCGAAUUUAUUAAAAAAACAAAAGGCCAAUACCCAACCCUAGCCCCGCCCACGUUACCUCUCUCCUCUCCCAAUACCCACCCACCCCACCCCACCCACUUCUUCUUCUUCUCUCCUUUCCCUACCACUAAAUUCUUAUCUUCUUCUUUCUCCUUCUCUCUCCUGCUUUCCUCCAAAAAAACCACCAGAGGGAGACCAGCCCUUUUCUUCCUUCUAUCUCCUUCCUCCAUUUCAUUGCAGAUUUACUUCCUUCCUUCCUUCUCCGCCAUCCAAACCCACAAGCCACAACCCACUAAAUUCUUAUAUUCUUCCUCAUUCUCGCUCCUUCUCUCUCCUGCCUUUCUCCAAAAAGAACCACCAGAGGGUCGCGGAUGGGAGAUGGCGAUGCCUGGGGUCGCGGAUGCCUCGGGUCGUCGGGGAUGCCUAAGGUCGCGGAUGCCUGGGGUCGUCGGAGUCAUCGGGGAUGGGAGAUGGCGAUGCCUGGGGUUGCGGAUGCCUGGGGUCGUCGGGGAUGGGAGAUGGCGAUGUCGGAGAGGAAUCGGCGAGGAGACGCGCAGUGCCCGGUCGUUGAGGAGGGCGGGGAGGGGAGACAGAAUCAUCGGGGAGGGUGGCUGGGAUUUGGAUGGCGGAGGGCUGGGAGAGAAGGGCAGAACAGAAGGAUUGGGAAUUGGGAGAGGUGAAUUAGGGUUGGGGUUUUAUUAAAAGGAUGGCUGGCCGGUUAUGUUCGGUUAGUCGGGUAACCGCGGUUAAUUAUCCUCGGUUACUCGGCUAGCCAAAAACCAGCUUUAUUCUACCGAACACCGACCGAGGCAAAUAAACGUCGGUUUUCGGUUAGCUACUAACCGGCGGUUAUCGGUUGAACAGGUCGGUUAGCCGCUAACCUGAAAACCGAACUGCCACCCCUACUCAAAAUAAAGGAUAAAAUGUUCUUUUAUUAAUAAUAUUAUUAAAAUCACAUGGAUAUGCUGACAUUGCUGCUAUUUGCUCGAUGUUCGAGUUCAUUAUUGAGCAUGAUCCAUUGAUUACAAAAGGAAGCCUUGAUAAAGCAAAAUAUGGCAAUAGCUAGUGUCUUGAAUAUUCAUUACAAGGCAGAGAUUGGAUAUCAACCGUAAGGUAGCCUUGAUCAGCUCCCUUUGCCGUCUCCGUCAAGUUCGUGUAAAACUGUAUGGCCCAACAUUGGACCCUUUCUGCUGCAAUCAUCUUCCAAAAGUCUGACGGUCGUCUGAGUCCCAGUUCCACGUCUUGUGACCUACCAAAUUACAUGCGCACAGUUAGUACCAUAAUAAUAGGAUAAAUACAAUUUAAUAGCCAAACUUUUCAUUCUAAACAAUAUAAUAACCAAAUCUUUUCGAAAAUAAUUUAAUAUCCAAACUGUUAACUUUCCGUCCGAUCGUCUAUUAGUUGACUCCAACAUGACAAUUAUAUCGCUGAGUUGGAUGUCAAUUAGGACGUGGCAAAAAGUCAACCAUUUGACUGUUCCACAUAAAUAUUUAUUAAUUUAUAUAAUUAUUAUUUUGAUAAAAUAAACUAAAAAUAAACAAAAGUUAUCCACUCUUUUGCGUAUUCUUCUUCGAUCAUCUUCUUCCUCAGCAAUUGCAAUUGACCGCCGAACUUGGUCCAUCAAAUUAAGUUCCAGAAUCCCACAGAGUAAUCAUAAUCCAGUGAGCAACCAGGAAACAACAAGGGUCGCGAAGCCCAAUAUAAAGGUUGAAUCUUAUUAGUCCCCCUCUCUCGAGCGAAAGGAAUUUCGGAACGGGCGGCGGCCGGGGAGAUCUUCUAGAAAGGGUGAGGAGGAAGAAAUGGAGGAGCGCGACUGUUUGGUGGGACUAGAAGGAGGAGGAAGGAAAAAGAACAAGUGUGAAGGCGGUGAAGGGGAUUUCUCCUGCGCGGAGCAGAGAAUAGGAGACUAUAAUAUAGAUCUGGGUUUUUAGAUUUGGAAUUCGAGAGCUACUCUUCGGGCGAUGGUCUCCACAAGCUUUCCCCGUUCCACCAAGGGUAACCGAACCCCCUUCCUGAUCCUCGCCGCCGGGUGAAUUUCAACCGCAAAAAUGACCAAUUCUUGUGAGCCACUCGAUGCGCGCGCUUGAGAAGGAAACGCAAUUGGGAUCGCCAACGCGUGCGACACGGCGCAGAGGUCAGCGACGACGACACGCGGAGGUCAGCGACGGCGGCGCAGAGAGAAGCAUCCAAGGAGAAUGUGUUGAAGAAGAGGUCGUAGUCUCGUAGAGG
Molecule: messenger RNA, 2775 nt
Organism: Linum trigynum
Lineage: Eukaryota; Viridiplantae; Streptophyta; Magnoliopsida; Malpighiales; Linaceae
Source: the annotation of a GenBank genome assembly